This is a messenger RNA of Pseudoliparis swirei, 5674 nucleotides long. Its product is annotated as membrane-associated guanylate kinase, WW and PDZ domain-containing protein 3-like. The record is from RefSeq and is a predicted model, not a curated record. Gene Ontology annotation, cellular component: cytoplasm. Bases 282 to 5081 code for a protein of 1599 amino acids. The transcript has 21 exons. NCBI's taxonomy places the organism in Eukaryota, Metazoa, Chordata, Actinopteri, Perciformes, Liparidae. Gene Ontology annotation, molecular function: protein binding. Gene Ontology annotation, biological process: signal transduction.
AGCUCCAUUAAGCUACCUGCGGGCAUCACACGCACGCACGCGCCGUACAGACAGACGCGUAGUGUGCGCGUGUUCGUGUGCGUGAUCUUCAACCUUUUAGCACUUUGCAAUUUUUCCUGCAGUGGACAUCACACACUGUCACGCGUGCACGCGCUCCCCUCGUCGUCGCACGCGCGCACGCAGCAGCACCGAGGGAGCGAUCGAUACUCUACAUCCCGGAGAGGAGUCGCGCCGCGCGGGAGAACCGGAGGACGACGGCGGAACAAUGACGCUCGGCCGCCAUGUCUAAAGCGACGGCGAAGAAGCUGCACUGGCGCUCGAAGGUGCAGGAGAGCUUCGUCCCGCUGGGCGGCGGCUCCGGUGAGCUGGGGCUCGCCAUCGGGGGUGGGGCGGACUAUGGCGAGUUCCCAUUUGUGACCGCGGCCCCCGGGGGCGGGGCCACCGUGGGGGAUAUCAUUUUAGAGAUCGGAGGGACGCCCGUGUUGGGGAUGACCCUCGGUGAUGUCAGAGGAGUCCUCAACUCCUGUCCUCAUCCAAUCAGAAUCAAGACCGUCUCACCAGGGGCGUCCCUCUGUAAGGACCUCAGGUUGUACCUCAGUAAGUGUUUCACUCCCGGCUCCGUGGACAGUCAGUUGCAGCAGCUCAUCAGAGAGAACCUGUACCUGAGAGCUGUACCCUGUACAACCAGGCAGCCUCGGGACGGGGAGAUCUCAGGUGUGGACUACAACUUCGUGUCCAUCGAGGAGUUCUUCUCGCUGGAGGAGUCCGGCGCUCUGCUGGAGAGCGGCAAGUUCAAAGGGAACUACUACGGGACGCCCCGCCCAGUCCACAUCGGCCUGGAGAGUCCACCAAUCACGUACCAGGAGCACCGGAACCUGCUGAGGAACUUCAGGACGAGGAGCAAGUCUCUGAGUAACCUGGAGAAGGCCGUGGAGGAAGGAGACAACAGCGAGGAGGACAGCGGCCUGUCAGCAGGUUCGGCUGGAGUCCCGCCCACCAUCCUGCCUUUCAGCCAAUCGUGGGAGUCGGCGGUGGGGAAUCGGGAGGGAACGGAGAAUGGAGGAGCAGGAAGAGGAGGAAGAGGAGGAGGAGCAGGAGGAGCAGGAGGAGGAGGUCAGCUGCCUGAAAACUGGGAGCUGGCCUUCAGUGACUCAGGAGAGCCGUAUUACAUCAAUCAUCACUCAAAGAUGACCAGCUGGCUGGAUCCUCGAACUCAGAGCAAAGAGACAACUCCCUUUACAGAACUCCCAGAGUUCAGCGAGCAGCCCGGCCAGCUGAAGGGUUACUCCAUCCACACGCGGCUGUCUAAAGGCCCUCGAGGCUUCGGCUUCAACAUCGUUGGAGGAAGUCGACCCAGAGAGUUCCUCCAGGUGUACAGUGUCACACCUGGAGGGCCCCCAGCUCUAAGCACAGCGGACAUCCUGGUCUACAUCAACGACGGCUGUGUGCUGGGCCGCUCUCACAAGGAGGUGGUGGAGCUGCUGAAGGCGGUGCCGAUGGGCCAGAGCGUGGACGUGGUGCUGAGGAGAGGCUACCCGAUGCUCUACAGCCCGGACGGGUGUCCCAAGCAGAGCCUGGAGACGCCGCAGACUCCCAGCGAGCCCCCCUACCCCCCCAACGCGAACCGCGGGCCGACACACCUCACCUUCAGCCGGACGCUGGAUGCCAACGGCAGCACGCCCGGGCCAAGCCGAACUCCGCCAUCCUACGCCGCUCAGCCAAUGACAAAUGGGCUGACGGACCCGCCGACACCCACUCCCUCUGACCCUCCAUUGGGUCCACCACCCACCCCAGAGAGGACAGCAGCCAUCAAUCACAGUGACUCCGAUGGCGGCCUGUCAAAUGUUGGAACACGCAGGUCUUCUCUGAUUCGCUACAACAGCAGCACCCUCCCCACCUUCUCCUCCUCCUCCCUCCUCCAGCAUCAGAGCUCCAAGUCUUCAGAAAGCGAUCUUUCUACGUCAACGCUCCCCAUGUCCUCCUCCACGCUCCCCAUGUCCUCCUCCUCCACGCUCCCCAUGUCCUCCUCCUCCACGCUCCCCAUGUCCUCCUCCUCCACGCUCCCCAUGUCCUCCUCCACGCUCCCCAUGUCCUCCUCCAUGCUCCCCAUGUCCUCCUCCACGCUCCCCAUGUCCUCCUCCACGCUCCUCAUGUCCUCCUCCUCCACGCUCCCCAUGUCCUCCUCCACGCUCCUCAUGUCCUCCUCCACGCUCCCCAUGUCCUCCUCCACGCUCCCCAUGUCCUCCUCCAUGCUCCCCAUGUCCUCCUCCACGCUCCCCAUGUCCUCCUCCACGCUCCUCAUGUCCUCCUCCUCCACGCUCCCCAUGUCCUCCUCCACGCUCCCCAUGUCCUCCUCCUCCACGCUCCCCAUGUCCUCCUCCUCCACGCUCCCCAUGUCCUCAUCCUCCACGCUCCCCAUGUCCUCCUCCACGCUCCUCAUGUCCUCAUCCUCCACGCUCCCCAUGUCCUCAUCCUCCACGCUCCUCAUGUCCUCCUCCUCCACGCUCCCCAUGUCCUCCUCCACGCUCCUCAUGUCCUCCUCCUCCACGCUCCCCAUGUCCUCCUCCACGCUCCCCAUGUCCUCAUCCUCCACGCUCCCCAUGUCCUCAUCCUCCACGCUCCCCAUGUCCUCCUCCUCCACGCUCCUCAUGUCCUCCUCCUCCACGCUCCCCAUGAGCUCCUCGUCCUCUCACACGCUGUUCAAACUGCACAUCUCUCAGCCGGCGACGGGCCUCCUACAAACCUCUACCAGCCCCACUGCCGCGAACACACCCACCUCCUCCUCACCUCCUGGUGCUCCUGUGCAGCGCCCACCGAUGCCCCAGACUUCCCUCGCCCCGACCCCACCCAGAGACGUCCCAUCCUGCGGCUUCAACGGCUGUCCAGCCAAUCACCAAGUGCCCUCCCCAGCCUCCAGAGGAAACCCUGGGCUGGUGCUCCCCCUCGGGGCAGGGCCGCCAGGAGGAGCUCCUCCUCCAGAACUGGUACCGGUGGCCCUCGGGCGCAGUGAGAGCGGGGGGCUGGGAUUCAGCGUAAUGGCGGGGGGUCAAGGAGGUCAGCUGGCGGUGGUGAGGCGGGUCUGGGAUCGUAGGCACUGCCCCUCGCUACAGACGGGGGACACUAUAGUGAAGAUCAACGGGGCGGACGUACAGAGCCUUAGCCUCUCUCAGGUCCAGAGAGUCCUGCAAGAACACACCAAACAGGGAGAGGUGGUACUCCUGGUCUACAGAGGAGGUCCCAUGUCGUCCCCAGUCGUCACCCCCAACCUCUACAAGCCCGUGCCCUCCCCACACAGCCUGGCCACUCCCUCUUCCUCCCAACCCCCGCCUUUAGCCGACUUGCCUUCCCCGUCCGCGGGUGCCUUGGUGGGGGGCGUACCCCCACUGAACCAUGCUGGCUUGGUCCUUGAUAGUCCCCAGGAGGGGCACCUACCAGCCCCAGGGACCCACCAAGGAGCCACUCCUGCCCAGACUCCAAACGGGCUGCCAGCCUUGGCCCUCAUCCAGAGCACCAGUUUCCUGGACUCCGUUCCCGUGACGCUGACCUUGGAGCCACGUGAUCUGCUGGGAGUCGAGGAGAGCGCCGGUGGGCCUCCUCCCUUCAGAGGGGGAGUUGGGGGAGGAGCACUGGGAGCAAUAGCCAAGGACGGAAGAGGAGGAGCAAAGACGGUGGAGGUGGAUCUGAGGAGGCGGGCCGGAGAAGGUUUUGGAUUUGUCAUCGCCUCUCAGGAAGUGACCAAUGGGGCCCCCUCCCUGGUGUCCCACCGGUUCGUGACCGUGCGCCGUGGCAGCCCCGCGGCGCGCAGCGAGCAGAUCCAGCCUGGAGACCAGCUGGAGGCCGUGGAGGGCCGCGGGGUCGGAGGCCUGCAGCACCGAGACCUGGCCCAGAUCCUGAGGAGGGCCGGCAACACCCUGAGACUGAGCAUCACCCCCCGGCACCACCCGUCCUCUGUGUUGGGAGCAGAGCUGGACAUGAAGUCGUCCAGAGGGAGGUCAAAGGAGUCCAGGUUCUACAACGUGGAUCUGGAUCGAGGUCCAACCGGGUUCGGGUUCUCUCUGAGGGGGGGCAGCGAGUACAACAUGGGGCUCUAUGUCCUGGGUCUGAUGGAGGGGGGGCCGGCCCAGAGGAGCAACAAGAUCCAGGUGUCGGACCAGCUGGUGGAAAUAAAUGGAGACAGUACGUCAGGGAUGACUCACAGUCAAGCUGUGGAGCAGAUCAGGAGAGGAGGACACCGGAUCCACCUGGUCCUCAAGAAGGGGAACGGAUACGUGCCCGACUAUGACCCUGAGGAAGGAGCCCUCCCCUCUUCUCUCGCAGAGGAGGAAGAGGAGGACACAUUAACCAUUACAACCGCCUCCCUCAGCCUGCAGCGGGGAGGAGGAGGAGAAAGAGGAGGAGGAGGAGAAAGAGAAGAGAAGAGGAGGAGGAGAGAGGGAGAAGCCAAACAAAGAACCGGAGGACGAAGAGGAAAGGAAGGAGGGGGGCCUCCUGAUCUGGACCUGGAUGUGGCAGAGGAAGAUGCACGAGAGGAGGAUGAGGAAGAGGAGGAGAGGAGGAGGAGAAGCCAGACCGUCAGGCAGAGGGAGAAGCGAGACAACCAGAGGGAGCAGGGGAAGAGGAGCAGGAGCUUACCCAGGAUCAGUGCCCCGUCGUGGGACGCAUUGCCGCCGCUGAAGAAGGUGGAGGAGUCUGGAGGAGGAGUGAAGGAGAGGAGGAGGAGGGUGACGGAGGCCGAUGAGGAGGAGAGGGGAGAACGGAGAGAUCACAUCGCCUCCCGCCACGCAAACCGUUCUGGGAGCUCGGUUGCGGCUCAGAAGGUGGCGUUCUCCUUCCUCAUGCCGAUGGACGACAGCGACGAGCGCGGGCGUCCGUCUGACAGCGAAUCGGCAACCGGCCUAUCGGAGGGCGGCUCAUCGGCGGCCGGCGGCGCCGGGGCCGGGUGGAGGGAGGGCUCUGAUUGGAGGAGAGCCAGGAGGCAACAGGACGACGCCCCGGGCCCCUGGCUGAAGCCGAACCGGCAGAGGCUAACAAACGUCCUGAUUGGCAGUCGGCUCAGUGGGAGGAGUGAGCUCUCUCUCUGAUUGGACGAGAACAUUCUCCUUUUUCAUUCACAGGUUUUUUUAGGCUACUUAUAAGGGCUUUUUCGAUUGGCCUGCGGAGAGAAGAACCACCUCUUCCUGCGUCUGAUAGGAUGACAGUAUAUGGCCUGUUUCUGAUUGGACGAUGAGAAAAACGAAGACACAAGACUUGAUUUUUAUUAUCUGGUUGGCGGGUAAUGAGGCCUCUGAUUGGCCAAUGACAUUACAGCUUCUCACACAGCAGACAAAUUAACUAACAAUCUGAUUUUUAUUGUACCCAUCAUCCCUCAGUGCAGCCUGAGACCUGUAUCACAGAGCCAGAUCAGCGUUAUCCUGCUAACUUUGGGCUUAACUCAGGUUAACUUCUAACCAACAAACCAAUCAGAUCACUGACAAGGACCAAUAUUGAAGAGCAAUCAAUAUUUGUAUUGGUCGGUAAAAUUAAUAUCAAAUAAUGUUUCAAACAGAUAACAGCUGCAUAUUGAUUAUGUAAUUUAAUGUAAAAUAACCUUUAUUAACACACUGAUAGCAAAUAAAAACUACCGUUGUCACCUUUAAUUAACUAUUUUUAAUGCAGAAUAAAAUCAUAAAAUGAA